AUGGCUGGGCGAGGAGUGGCUGGCAAUGGCUGGGAGAGGCUGGGAUGGGAGUGGCUAGGAAUGGUUGGGGGAAAAGUGACUGUGAAUGGCAGGGAAAGGAGUGGCUGGGAAUGGCUGGAAGAGAAGAGGCUAAAAAUGGCUCAACUCCUCUCCCAGCCAUUCCUAACCAAUGCCCUCACAGUCUCUCCCAUCCCCAUCUCCCCCAGCCAUUUCCACCCACUGCCCUCCCUGCCUCUCAAAGCCACUCCUACCCCGGACACACAAAGGCUCUCCCAGCCAUUCCCAGCCUAUCCUAGCCACUCCCAGAUUCUCUCCCAGCUAUUCCCAGCCAUUCCCCUCUCAGCCAUUCCCAGCCACUCCAGAUUCAGCUAUUCCCAGUCACUCCUCUCCCAGACAUUCCCAGCCACACCUCUUUCAGCUAUUCCCAGCUACUUCUCCCCCCGCCAUUCUCAGCCAGUCCCCUCCCAGCCUCUCCUCCCCCAGCCAUCCCCAGUCGCUCCAUUCCCAGCCACUCCUCCCACAGCCAUUCCCAGCCUCUCCCAGUCGCUCCUCUCCCAGCCAUUCCUUGUUACUCCUCUUCCAGCCAAUGCCAGCCAUUCCUCUCACAGCAAUUCCCAGCCACUCCUCUCCCAGCCAUUGCUAACCACUCCUCUCCCAGACACUUCUACUCCAGCCAUUCCCAGCCACUCCCCUCCUUGCCCCUCCCAGCCAUUCUUCCCCCAACCAUUCCCAGCCUCUCUCAGCCACUCCUUUCCCAACCAUUCCCAGCCACUCCUUUCCCAGCCAUUCAUAGCCAAUCCCACCCACUACUUUCCCAGCCAUUCCCAGUUACUUAUCUCCCCGGCAGUCCUCUCCCAUGCACCAUUACUAGCUAACCCUAUCCUAGCCACUCCUCUUCCUGUCAUUCCCAGCCACUCCUCUCUCAGCUAUUCCCAGCCACUCCUCUCCCAGCCAUUCACAGACACUUCUAUCCCAGCCAUUCUUAGCCACUCGCAGCAACUCCUCUCCCUGCCAUUCCCAGCCACCCUUCUCUUAGCCACUCCUCUCCCAGCCAUUCUCGGCCACUCCUCUUUCAACCAUUCCCAGUUACUCCUCUCCCAGCCAUUCUCAGCCUCUCCUCUCAUAGCCAUUGAUAAACAUUCCUCGCCCAGUCUCUCCCAGCCACUCUUCCCCCAGCCAUUCCAGCCUCUCCCAGCCAACCCCUGCCACUCCUCUCCCAGUUUCUCCCAAACACUCCAGCUUCUCCCAGCUGAACCCAACCAUUCCUCUCUCAAUCUCUUCCAGCCAUUCCAAGCUACACCCCUCCCAGCCACUCCUCUCGCGGCCAUUUUCAGCCGCUCCUAUCCCAGCCAUUCCCAGCUACUCCUCUCCUAG
Messenger RNA from Scylla paramamosain (green mud crab), 1374 nucleotides. RefSeq lists its product as uncharacterized. The coding region runs from base 1 to 1374 and encodes 457 amino acids. The record is from RefSeq and is a predicted model, not a curated record. Lineage: Eukaryota; Metazoa; Arthropoda; Malacostraca; Decapoda; Portunidae. The transcript is spliced from 5 exons.